This is a messenger RNA of Prunus mume (Japanese apricot), 2457 nucleotides long. RefSeq names its product O-Glycosyl hydrolases family 17 protein. Gene Ontology annotation, molecular function: hydrolase activity, hydrolyzing O-glycosyl compounds. Gene Ontology annotation, biological process: carbohydrate metabolic process. Lineage: Eukaryota; Viridiplantae; Streptophyta; Magnoliopsida; Rosales; Rosaceae. The record is from RefSeq and is a predicted model, not a curated record.
AACGCAACACAUUGUUUGCUGUGCUUGCGUUGCGUCUGUAUCUAUCUGUAUAUGACAUCUUUUGCAGCUUUGCUUUACUCACUUUCCACUUUCCUCUCUCUCUCUCUCCUCUCUCUCUCUCUCUAGGAAGUAGGGGUAGUGGCGGGUGUGGCUGCCUUUUUGGAAGAGAGAUUCUUGAGCGAGCUUAUCCUUCUAAUCUAUUACUCUUACUCCACAGCGGCAGAAGAGAAGAGAAUCUUAAAUUUGUUCCAAGUCCUUUUAAUUACUUACUCUUAAGUAAACCUUCUCCUUUUCCGUUUCGCCUUUUCUCUAUGGAUUUGUAUUGUAAACUUGUACUAGCUAGCUAGUAGCAGUAGCCACUACUUCAUUCAAAUCUGGGUUUUCCUCUAAUUAGUUAAACACCCGAAUAUAUAAUUUCAUAUUUCCUUCAAGAAUCUGUGUAUUAGUUAGUAGUGCUGCAGUUUUAGUUAGGCUCUUCUUUGAGCUGUUCCUUCCUGUUGCUGUUUUCUCACUCACCAAGCCGUCAUCUUUUGAGGUGUAUCAUCAGCUCCAGACUCCAGCUCAAUCAUGGCAUGGCCAUUUAUUUGCUUUGCUGCUGCUAACUCUGCCUGCGUCACAUUGCAUCAAGACUUGCUGUCUUUACCUUCAACCUGGCCAACUUGUGUGUUUGAAUUUUGAAUUAUUUGAAGGAGAAAAUGAGGUGGUUUUCAGUGGGUAUCAAGGUAGUUUGUUUGCUUUCAAUGAUGUGCACAGUGAGUGGCAUUGGUGCAAACUGGGGCACACAGGCAUCCCACCCUCUUCCCCCAGACACUGUAGUUAGGCUGCUGAGAGAAAAUGAAAUUCGAAAGGUUAAGCUUUUUGAUGCGGAUUAUGACACAUUGAGAAGCCUGGGCAAGUCUGGGGUUGAGGUCAUGGUUGGUAUUCCUAAUGAUAUGCUUGCAUCUCUGGCCACCAGCGUUAAGGCUGCUGAGAAAUGGGUUUCCAAGAAUGUCUCAGCACACGUCUCCUCCAGUAAUGUCAAGAUCAGGUAUGUUGCAGUUGGAAAUGAACCUUUCUUGGAAACAUACAAUGGUAGCUUCCUCAGAACAACCUUCCCUGCUCUGCAGAAUGUCCAGUCUGCCCUGAUAAAAGCUGGCCUUAGCAACCAAAUAAAGGUGACUGUACCCCUCAAUGCUGAUGUCUAUGCAAGUUCAAAUGGGCUGCCGUCAGGUGGUGACUUCCGAACUGAUAUCCAUGGGUUAAUGCUUCAAAUUGUCAAGUUCUUGAGUGACAAUGGUGCCCCCUUCACCGUGAACAUUUACCCCUUUAUAAGCCUUUACAUUGACUCCAACUUCCCUGUUGAUUAUGCGUUCUUUGAUGGCAAUGCAUCACCUAUUGCAGAUGGUAGUUUAACCUACUACAAUAUGUUUGAUGCAAAUUAUGAUACUCUUGUGUGGUCCCUGCAAAAGAAUGGCUUUGGAAACUUACCAAUCAUAGUUGGAGAGAUUGGAUGGCCAACAGAUGGAGACCUGAAUGCUAACAUAGUUUAUGCUCAGAGGUUCAACCAAGGUUUCAUGUCCCACAUAUUGGGUGGCAGAGGAACUCCAAUGAGACCCGGUCCAAUUGAUGCUUAUCUAUUCAGUUUGAUUGACGAGGAUGCUAAAAGCAUUGAUCCAGGAAAUUUUGAACGACACUGGGGAAUAUUUACUUUUGAUGGGAUAGCAAAAUACCAGCUUAACCUUGGCAGCACAAAUUCAGGGUCCUUAGUUCCAGCAAAAGGUGUGCACUAUUUGGAGCGCAAGUGGUGUGUGAUGAAGCCAUCAGCGAACCUUGAUGACCCACAAGUAGCACUAAGUGUGAGUUAUGCUUGUGGACUUGCCGAUUGCACCAGCCUUGGUUACGGAACAUCUUGUGGCAGCUUGGAUGCUCGAGGAAACAUUUCUUAUGCGGUUAAUAGUUACUACCAGAGGAACAAUCAACUUGAUGUAGCUUGCAAGUUUCCAAACCUUUCAAUGAUCACCAAAACAAACCCAUCAGUUGGAUCUUGCAGAUUUGAGAUAAUGAUCGAACCAUAUUAUGGCGGUGCAGGAAGGCGAUUCGGGUGCCUCCAAAAGCCUCUGAGCCUGGUUGCACUUAUCAUUUUCUUUUCACUAACCGUUGUGUGAAUUCCAAGGCUUUGGAUUCGUGAGGAGCCACAUUACCUAGACCAUUCCAUUUCAUGUAGGAUAACCUAGUGAAGGUAAAGAGCAAUUGACCAUGGCAUAGUUGCAGUUCAUGUGUUUGAAAUUUGGAAAAUUUGGAAGGUAAACAGUGCAGUCAAGUUGUCAGCAAUUUGCAUAUUUGAAACUAGAAUUGCCUUGAAUUAUUUUUACCAUGAAGAAAGUUUUGUCUUCUUUAUUAGUCUUGGGUGAUAACAAUGGAACUUCCCGCUUCAGCUGGUAUUAUUAAUGGGAUUGUGUGUUUUUCGUGACCCAGUAA